Sebastes umbrosus (honeycomb rockfish) is the source of this 1883-nucleotide messenger RNA. RefSeq names its product mitochondrial assembly of ribosomal large subunit 1 (gene malsu1). The record is from RefSeq and is a predicted model, not a curated record. The transcript is spliced from 4 exons. Gene Ontology annotation, cellular component: mitochondrion. Gene Ontology annotation, biological process: negative regulation of ribosome biogenesis; negative regulation of translation. Gene Ontology annotation, molecular function: ribosomal large subunit binding. The coding region runs from base 132 to 854 and encodes 240 amino acids. Lineage: Eukaryota; Metazoa; Chordata; Actinopteri; Perciformes; Sebastidae.
GAACGAGAACCUCUUCCUGUUUUUAGCUCUUGCUCUUGAUCAAAGGCUCGUGUGGAUGGCAUUGACAGACUGCAUGGAUGUAUAAAGAGUAUAUUUGACCGUGAUAUUGUGAUGUUGUACAAGUUAAAAUCAUGAAUAUUAUCAAUCGCUCCAAGAAACUGGUAUCUUCGGUAUUUAAGAGUAAUGUUUUACUGGAGCAAAGUGUUUAUAGAAGCGUCUGUUCGCUCCCCAAAGCUCGUUGUCACAGUCAGUGUUUAACACGACGUUUAACAGCAACGCUUUCCUCAUGUCAGCACUGGCAUCAUGUCUCCACCUGUCCCUUAGACACAACAAGAUCCUAUUCAGAAAUGCGUUGUGAAAGCAGUGAUUCAAAGAUGAGCAGUGGCGUGUUUCAGGAGGAAUCACAGGAGAAGGACAGUGACAGCAGUGCCCUGAGUCAAAGAUCUCCUGAGACGUUCACUCUGGAUGUGUUGGUGUCUCUAUUGCGUCAGGAAAAUGCAGUGGACAUCUGUGUGAUUAAAGUACCAGAGCACAUCAAAUAUACAGAGUACUUCAUUGUUGUCGGUGGUGUAUCGUCGAGACACCUCCGCGCAAUGGCACUUUAUGCCAUCAAAGUGUACAAGUUUCUGAAGAAAGAAGGAAAUCCGAAUGUCAAGAUCGAAGGAAAGGAUGCAGAGGACUGGAUGUGUAUUGACUUUGGGAAUAUGGUUGUUCACUUCAUGCUACCAGAGACCAGAGAAGUGUAUGAACUGGAGAAGCUCUGGACUCUGCGCACGUAUGAUGAGCAGUUGAAGAGCAUGCCUGCUGAGAUGCUACCCGAAGACUUCAUAUAUGAUGUUGAAGUCACAAAGUGACAAAUCAUCCAAGCUGUGCAGAGACUUUACUACUUCUUUGUGACUCAGGAUGCAUCCUCUCCUACUCCUGUGAGUAGAAAUAAAAACAUUUUUGUUUGAAAUUGAGAAAUCUAAAUGGAUUGAACAGCAAUACUGUAGGAAUCACUGCCCCCCACCAUAUUGAUUGUUUGUAUACAACGUUCUUUUUUUAUAUUAUUUGACUAUUAGAGGGCAUUGGGCGGUAUUUGUAAAAUAACAGUGUUUAUGUUUGAAUGAUUUUUGAGUCUGCUUGAAAAAAUAUCUGUUUUAAUAUAUAAAAUAGAUUAUUUUAAUACCAUUCUAGAUAUCGGCAAAUUAUUCUCUAAAUAUUACCAUGUUGUGGCAGAGUUUUUCCUCAGCCACAUUUAAGUAGUGAAUUUUACAUAAUUAUUAAAACUAAAAUUACUCAUGGCAAAGAAUGGUCCCUUUCCCUUUGUUAAAAUGAGUGACCUAAAAAUGUAGUGGAGAUAAAGAAUAAAGCUUCAUGAAAAGGAAAUAUUCACAAGUGCACAGUCUCACCUUCCACCUAUGGUUCCCGUUCACUGAGCAGUUUGUUGUCUGCAGGAAAUAGCAAGUUUUAGGAACAGGUUUUCCUAGGAAAUUGUUUUGUGGGGUCACCAAAACAAGCCAUUCCAGUUGAUUCUUUCAAUCAAAUCAAACAGGCUGAUAGCUCCCUACGGGAAAAGAGAGGUUGUUGGCCAAAGUGUUAGUCGUGAUAUGCAUUCACUCAGUGAUUACAUGCGCGAAGAGAUUGCUCAGUGAACUGGUAACAUACAUGUAGGUCAGUGUGCAACACAAAGACCUUCAUCAGUCUGCAACUGUGCAGUCUUCGGCAAAUAACCAGCAUGUAGGAUACCAUAAAAAUUGUACUGUAUAUUUUGAUUACAUUCUGAAACUGGUGGGUGAAUAUAAGAUUUUUUCCAUCACUGUGAUUUCUAUAAACAUUUUUGAGUUUCUGUCAUGGCAUCAGAUUGAAUACACUGAUUAAAUGACCAUCUGAAGAUUAAAAAG